AUGUCUGGAAGGCUGUGGUCCAAGGCCAUUUUUGCUGGCUAUAAGCAGGGUCUCCAGGACCAGAGGGAAUACACAGCUCUUAAAAUCGAAGGUGUUUAUGCUCAAGAUGAAACGGAAUUCUGUCUAGGCAAGAGAUGUGCUUAUGUGUACAAAGCAAAGAACAACACAGUGACUCCUGGUGGCAAACCAAACAAAACCAGAGUAAUCUGGAGAAAAGUAACUCGUGCUCAUGGAAACAGUGGCAUGGUUCGUGCCAAAUUCCAAAGCAACCUUCCUGCUAAAGCCAUUGGCCACAGAAUCUGUGUGAUGCUGUACUUCUCAAGGAUUUAA
Molecule: messenger RNA, 330 nt
Organism: Neomonachus schauinslandi (Hawaiian monk seal)
Lineage: Eukaryota; Metazoa; Chordata; Mammalia; Carnivora; Phocidae
Product: 60S ribosomal protein L35a-like
Exons: 1
Coding region: 1-330 (109 amino acids)
Biological process (GO): cytoplasmic translation; ribosomal large subunit biogenesis
Cellular component (GO): ribosome; cytosolic large ribosomal subunit
Molecular function (GO): structural constituent of ribosome
Source: RefSeq, a predicted model, not a curated record